AUGUUCUACGGCACAUUCAGUGAGCAGACCAACUCCAACGGCACAAAUGAGUUAGUUCUCAAAUCAGAGUCAUCACCAACUGGCCUUGUGCGGGUGGAUAACGCUACUUGGACCUGGCAACCAUGGUCAGAUUCAAUACGAGUCGCAGUCAUUAAAGUGGCACUACUAGGCCCGCUACUCACUACUUUUGUGCUGCUUGCUGUCGUUGGCAACAUCCUCGUCAUCCUGGCGGUACUACGAGAACGCCACCUUCGAGCCAGUCUAACCAACCGGUUUUUGGUGAGCUUGGCCUUUGCAGACCUCCUCUUGGGAAGUCUAGUCAUGCCGUUUGCAGCCAUUGUCGUACUCUUUGACGAGGUUUGGCUAUUCGGUGCCGACUGGUGCGACAUUUGGCAUGCACUCGACGUACUCAGCUCGACAGCCUCCAUUCUCAACUUGUGUGCAAUAGCCAUUGAGCGUUACUGGGCAACAGAAAAUCCAAUUGCCUACGCUUCUUCACAGAGGCGGCGCCAGUGUGUCGUCAUGUUUGCUGUAGUCUGGCUGUCGGCCCUAGGCAUCUCAUUUCCAGCAAUCAUAUGGUGGCGCAACACAGCCGACUACUCGUCAGGAGGACCCUGGGUCUGUAGAUUCACGUCCGAUCGCGUCUACCUGAUCUUUUCAUCGGUCGUCUCUUUCUACGCCCCGUUAGCCGUUAUGGUGGUGGUCUACGCUCGUAUCUACCAAACUGCCAGCCGACUGAUGCGCAGCUUCCGCGAAGGCACAAAAGUCAUCGGACCAGGGCCAGCAUAUUUCGAGUUGAAUUCAUCAGUCCGCCAAGCAGGCGCACUUUCUAAUCGGCCCAUCUUGGAUGCUCCACGAAGUAGCGGAAAAUAUCAUGGACUUGGCAUGCCUUCAUGCCGGCCUACCGGUCCGUCUCUUCACAAUGUUUGUGUCUGGUGUCUGUUCAUUUGCAGCUCCAGUUGCCAGGGCUCAGUCGAUAUGCCCUUCAACUGUUGCCUCAAAUGUCGCCGCCGGCGGCAGGUCUCAGUUCCAUGGAUGCCUCCACAAACAGCGCAGCCAGAAUUAAUGGUGCUCAGAGUGCACCGCGGAGGAUGUGGUACAGGAAAUUCUGACGCUUCCAUCAACAAUAGUAACAGUAAUUUUAAUUUGACUCGAUCCGUUGGUGAUGCGCAUAAGUCAGCAGGGCGAAACAGUUCCGGUCGGCGUAACAACCUUUUGAAGCAGGCAGGAGCAAAGUCUGCAUCGGAUAGAGGAUCAUAUUUCCCCUUUGCAGGUAAAAACUUUUUUCGAUCACCAGGCAGCCUCUUAUCGAGGACUAAUAGACAGUAUUGCGGUCGUUUAGGCCUGCCGAAGAUCCGGCUGGUCGGUUGCCAUGAGACGGAUGCAGAGGAAAAGCAGGCGAGGUCAGCUAAACGAAUGACAUUGCAUCCAGCCGACGUUGGUUUCCCAAGAUCGGCCGGUUGUCCACACUGCCUGGCUUCAGAACACUCCCUACCUAACAUGGAAUCUGGUAAAAUGAUGGCAUAUCUGGCGGCAGGCUUGUCCAACUACCCCAGUCAAGAAAGCAUUCUGGAAGCUCACGGAAACAUGCAUUCCAAUCAGCAUUCUCAUAGCACUUUGGGACAAGAGCAUAGUCAUGAACAACACCAGAACAGUGAACUUAUUCAUCACAUGCAGGAGUAUCACCAAAACCAGCGUCUCCUAUCUCGCCUGCGCCACUUUACCGUGAGCAAACGAAUCAGCAAGUUUGUUCGUGAACAGAAGGCCGCAAAGACAUUAGGAAUCGUGAUGGGUAUCUUUAUCUGCUGCUGGUUGCCCUUCUUCGUCUGCAACCUGCUAAUGGCAUGCCAACCGAAUCUAGCCAAGACGAGUCGAAUCUUUGCACACACCUGGAAUGUGGCUACGUGGCUCGGCUACCUGAAUUCCAUUGUCAAUCCGAUGGUGUAUGCACACUCGAUGCGAGAAUUUAGAAGAGCCUUCCUCAAUCUGCUCUGUAUCUGGCGAUUACGUGCUAGAAGUGGACAGGUUGCCAGAGGCGCCCAGCAUAAGGCAACCGCCUACGGUGGGUUUAAAGCAACCACACAAGCCUCGGGCAAGUCUACAUUCUACGAGCAGCAUCAUACGUCGGGGCAGACUAUGCGCUUGCCAACCCAGCUGCCGGCAAGUCAGUUUCCCAUCCCACUACUUCAAACGGCCAAAUGUCAUUCACACCGACUAUCCAAUUCCAUCAGUCGGUGUAAGCCUCAUCACUCGCAUCUAUUUCACUCACAUCCAGAGAUUGCGAGACAAGACAUCUGUCUGGUAUCUGCUGCUACGAACACCACUGGCCUCGCCGCACAGAAUCCCCCUCAUUCUAGUCAGAAAAAUCGUCAUCCAUUCUAUAAGCCCCGUUUUGAAGAGGUGAAUUUCGCUCAAUCCGCCUAUAAGCUCCAGAAUAGGGAUUCGACAAGCGCCAAACUGCACGCCACUUCCGAGUCUGGCAGUUUAUCCAUUUCUCGUUUCAGCGGACUGGCGAAACUGCGCUGGGCCUUUCUCAAAGACCAGGAACGUCGUCGAGUGAUACAGCGGCUGCGUCUGCAGCGACAUGCACAUCAGACAGCUAAUGGCGGUGGGAAUGACAAGCAAUCGAGACGGUUUCCAUAUGACUUGGGGCAAACAGGAAAUGUCAAGCAGCGCAAAGGUAGUUUCUGCAGCCUAAGACCAUGCCAGACAGUAUCAGCCGGCUUGGCUCAAUCAGACAUUCCGAUUAUCGUUUCAAAUCAAAGUUUUAUGCGGACAAUAUCCGAGCAGAACAUUAGUCUGUCAACUCAUUGCGCUAGAGACCUAUCUAGGCAGCAACCUUUACUUCUAUUCAAUGCCGGUGAGCCUGGGACGAACAACUUUCUACAGCUUUCCUCGGGCACUAUUGCUCAUGGAGUGCACAUGAAUUACAUGACGGCUAGCCCGACUUAUCAGCUGAGAAUGAGCCCUGACAAUCAAGACAAAUUCAGUCUUGUAAAACGAAUUAAAGCGAGUUUGGCUCGACAAAAAGUGAGUAUGUUCAGAAAGCAUCGGCAUGGAGAUCGGAGAGUAGGAGAAUUCGAUCGACGCAGCUGCAUCAGUGCCGAUGCCAGCCGAGCUGCGCACAGUGAAGGUGACAAUGAGGCCGAAUACAUGCAGCAAGCUACAAAGUUCCAUGCCAAUGAAUCAUAUUUCACUGUUCUGGCCGGCCUGUUGAUUCUGCCAAACUCUCAUUUUACAUAUUCCGAUUCGAAUACAAGUCGAAAUAUAAGUGGUAUCCAUUUGACUGAAGCAUAUACUCCAAACACUGGUGUUGCAAACCAUUUAGUCAUGAAAAAUAUCAUCAAGCAAGAUGACGUAAUCCCUGCCAUAGCUGAGCAGUUUGGCCGCCGAGCGAGUCAAUCGAUGCCAGAGGACCUGGGCAAGAUGGGUGUGAAUUUUAUCCUCCCAAACCCAACAAAAUUGAGCAAAGAAAUUCCGUCACUUUUGUGCAAGGAUUAA
Protopolystoma xenopodis is the source of this 3501-nucleotide messenger RNA. NCBI's taxonomy places the organism in Eukaryota, Metazoa, Platyhelminthes, Monogenea, Polystomatidea, Polystomatidae. The record is from the annotation of a GenBank genome assembly.